AGGUUCCCAUUCCGCAAGACUUGGUGGACGGCAUGCAGCCCAGCUUUUCCGCAAGGGAUCUCACCAUGUUGGCCCAUGCCUUUUGCAAGUCACGACACCGCUCACAGAUCUUCUCGUUGAUCUCCAGGGCCGCGGAGCCUGUGAUGCCGAACUUCACUGCGAAGGAGUUGCAAUCCUUGCUGGUCUCCAUGGCGCGUGCUCAUCAUUCAGAUGCCGCUCUCUUGGACGGCAUCUCGUUGCAGGCUCAACGCUGCAUCGCCCAGUUCAGUGCCGAGGCCUUGGCACUCACCCUCCGAGGUAUGGCCUUCUUUGGCCGCCGGGAUGAUCCCCUCUUCACGCGGGCCCUCCUCGAGCUGCCUCGCGUCCUAGAGAGCGCUCGUCCUGCUGAUGUGGCUGCCCUUUGUAGCAGCUUUGCCGCGGCCCAGGUGGAGAGUCGAUUCCUCUUUGACCUCGUCUCACCGUUGGUCUUGGAGAAGGCACCUGCCUUGUCCGCCACCGAAUGGGUCCUCCUGUUGCGCAGCUAUGCCACGCUCGAGCACCGGGAUGAGAUGUUUCUCUCAGCCUUGGAACUUCACCUCAAGGUGGAGCAACUGAGUUCCUGCCAACAGAAAGAGGUCAACGACAUGCUUUCACAGCUGCAAAGAAAAGUUUGAAAAGGUCCGUCAGCAGAUUGAAUUGUCACAUGUGUUACGGACCACUUAAAAGGUCCGUCGCUUCUCUUUUCGGUCCGACGGGGUUGCAGGAGUGCAUCCAAAGAGCUUG
Messenger RNA from Durusdinium trenchii, 762 nucleotides. The record is from the annotation of a GenBank genome assembly. Lineage: Eukaryota; Dinophyceae; Suessiales; Symbiodiniaceae.